AUGGCGAAGAUAAAAAAGAAGGGUGAAUCAGGCGCGUCGAAAAACUACAUCACACGCAACCAAGCGUUAAAAAAGCUACAGGUGACACUGGCCGAAUUCCGACGGCUGUGUAUCCUGAAAGGGAUUUUCCCACGUCAGCCCCGGCAUGUCAAACGGGCGAAUAAAGGGUCGACCGCACCAACUUCCUUCUACUAUGCAAAAGACAUUGCAUACCUUCAGCAUGAGCCUGUUUUGCGCGCUUUCCGUGAGCACAAAACGUUUGCCAAAAAACUGAAUCGUGCGAUUGCGCGUCGCGAGUGGUAUGCGGCAAAGAAUAUGGACGAGAACCGCCCGAAAUACAAACUGGACCAUAUUAUCAAGGAACGUUAUCCCACAUUUGUGGACUCUUUGCGCGAUCUGGAUGAUGCACUGUCUAUGCUGUUCCUGUUUGCAAAUAUUCCUGCAUCGCAGAGCAUUGCCCCGGAAAUUACCAGUCACUGCGCACGGUUAUGCGCGGAAUGGCAACUGUAUGUGAUGCGCACCAACACGCUGCGCAAAGUUUUUUUGAGUAUCAAGGGUAUUUAUUUUCAGGCCGUGGUAUAUGGCCAGGAGAUCACAUGGCUUGUUCCCUACAUGUUCACGCAAAAUAUCCCCACCGAUGUUGAUUUUCGUGUGAUGAUGACAUUUUUGGAGCUGUAUCAGACGCUAAUGGGCUUUGUGCUGUACAAAUUGUAUUUUGAUGAGAACCUAGUGUACCCCCCCAAGCUCGACGAAGAGAAGGAUAGCCAAGGUGCCGGCUUUGGCUCUUUACUGCUUACUCCAAACGAUGCAAGCGUAUUGAUGGGCCAGGGCGACGUUCUUGAGAAAGAGGCGCAGGCAGCGGCGGAGAAUGCUGCGACGCGUGCCGAUGGGAAAAAGAUGUCUGCGCGCGAUGUGAAGCGGCAGAUUGCGCGCUUGACGCAUCAAGGCAUAGAUGACGAAGAUGAAGAGGUGCCUGUAUUGGACGCAGAUGCCGAAGCCGAAGAAGAGGCCGCGGACGAAUUUGUUAUGCAGGCAUCCAAACGUACGACCGAAGAUGAGCAACUGGCCGGUGACCAACUGACCACUUUAGGCGAGCUGCAGCACCAAGCCGGUGACGAUACAAAGCAGAACCUUUUCAGCCGUUAUGUGUUCUAUAUUUCGCGCGAGUGCCCACGCGCAGUGGUUGAAUUUAUUCUGCGCUCGUUUGGUGCGCAUCCAAGCAACAUUGGCUGGGAUCAUGUUGCGGGCGCAGGCAGUGGCGUCGCUGAGAACGACGAGCGAAUCACGCACCACAUUAUUGACCGUCCUGUGGAAGAUGGAAACCUGCCGCAACACCCGGGCCGACGUGUGUAUGUGCAGCCGCAGUGGGUUGUCGAUAGUGUGAACCGCCGCACGUUGCUCCCCACGGAGCCUUACCGGCCUGGCGCGCCGCUCCCACCCCACUUGAGUCCGUUUGUGGACGACCACGAAGUAGCACGUCGUGGCGGCUACGUUCCCUCGGAAGCACAAGAGGCGCUUGGUAUGGAAGUAGCUGCACCUACCAGCGACUCUGAUGAAACCGAUGACGAGGAAGAGGAGGAUAGGAAAACAGCGCCUACCUUUUCUGCGCGCGACGCGCUCCUUGCAGACCCAAUUGAUGCAGACGCAUCUGGGCUUAUGGAGGCUGCCGAGCUUGAGGUUGAAGCUGCAGGCGGCGAAGAUGCGUUGAUUGCGCUACGUGCACAGCACAGUGCCGCGCUGAAAUCCGCCAAGAAGCAAAAACGCAAAGCCCCGGUGCAACUAUCUGAAGAAGCCGAGGCGCGUGAUAUGGCCAAGAUGCUCUUGUCGAACAGGCAGCGCAAACUGUAUACGAGGAUGGGUAAUGCUGCCUCCAAAACAAACUUCGAAAAGCAGCGCCUCGAGACCAAGAAGCAGCAGCUGGGCAAGAAGAAAAAAAGCACGUAG
Molecule: messenger RNA, 1944 nt
Organism: Malassezia vespertilionis
Lineage: Eukaryota; Fungi; Basidiomycota; Malasseziomycetes; Malasseziales; Malasseziaceae
Gene: NOP7
Product: mRNA-binding ribosome synthesis protein nop7
Exons: 1
Coding region: 1-1944 (647 amino acids)
Biological process (GO): maturation of LSU-rRNA from tricistronic rRNA transcript (SSU-rRNA, 5.8S rRNA, LSU-rRNA); ribosome biogenesis
Cellular component (GO): nucleolus; PeBoW complex
Molecular function (GO): RNA binding
Source: RefSeq, a predicted model, not a curated record